UGACUCCAAAUUAGCAGAGCUCAAAUUAUUCUGCAAUUCUUAUUUCUUUUAUUCCCUUUUUUAUAUGAAAAGCCUAACAUUUUGACUUUCCAAAGAAGAGAGUCCAGUAACACCCUCAAUGGAUGCAAUUUUCGCUUACAUCAUUGUCAUUUUUCUUACCUUAUUUUCAUUCAUGUUCUUACCAAAACUAAACAGAAGAAAACCUCAGAACCAAACAACCGCAAAGCUCCCUCCAGGUUCAAUGGGUUGGCCGUACAUAGGAGAAACCCUCCAACUCUACUCCCAAGACCCAAAUGUCUACUUUUCCACCAAACACAAAAGGUUUGGUGAGAUAUUUAAGACCAACAUCCUGGGUUGUCCCUGUGUGAUGCUGAUCAGCCCUGAGGCUGCACGCUUUGUGCUAGUGACUCAAGCUCACUUGUUCAAACCAACAUACCCGAAAAGCAAAGAGCGUUUGAUUGGUCCUUUUGCUUUGUUUUUCCAUCAGGGAGACUACCACACUCGUCUGAGGAAGCUUGUUCAGAGGUCACUUUCCUUUGAAGCACUUCGCAACUUGGUGCCUCAUAUCGAAGCCUUAGUGUUAUCUGGCAUGAACUCUUGGGGUGAUGGUCAAGUCAUCAACAUGUUUAAGGAAAUGAAAAGGAUUUCUUUUGAAGUUGGAAUCCUCACUACUUUUGGCCAUCUUGAGCCACGUUCGAGGGAGGAGCUAAAGAAGAAUUACCGUAUUGUGGAUGCUGGUUACAAUUCCUUCCCAACUUGCAUUCCAGGAACACAGUACCAAAAAGCACUUUUGGCUAGAAAGAGACUCGGGAAGAUUAUAAGUGAGAUUAUCUGUGAGAGGAAGGAGAAGAAGUUGGUCGAAAGGGAUCUUUUGAGUUGUCUGUUGAAUUGGAAAGGUGAAGGAGGAGAAGUGUUAUCUGAUGACCAAAUUGCAGAUAACAUUAUUGGGGUGCUUUUUGCUGCUCAGGACACCACAGCUAGUGCCAUGACAUGGGUUGUAAAGUACCUGCAUGAUGAACCGAAACUUCUGGAGUCAGUAAAGGCAGAGCAGAAGGCUAUUCACAAGUCUAAUGAAGGUAAUAAUCUACCACUGAGUUGGGAUCAGACUAGAAACAUGAGAAUCACUCACAAGGUUGUGUUAGAGAGUUUGAGAAUGGCAAGCAUUAUUUCAUUUCCUUUCAGAGAGGCAAUAGCUGAUGUGGAGUACAAGGGAUUCUUAAUACCAAAAGGGUGGAAAGCCAUGCCUCUAUUCAGAAAUAUUCACCACAAUCCUGAGUUCUUUCCGGAGCCUCAGAAAUUCAACCCUUCAAGGUUUGAGGUUGCACCAAAGCCCAAUACUUUCAUGCCAUUUGGCAGUGGAGUACAUGCCUGCCCUGGCAAUGAGCUUGCUAAGCUGGAGACACUGAUUAUGAUCCAUCAUUUGGUCACCAAAUUUAGGUGGGAAGUGGUAGGAUCCAAGUGUGGAAUUCAGUAUGGUCCAUUUCCUUUGCCACUGAAUGGACUCCCAGCUAGAUGUUGGAGAGAAUCUACCAGCUAGAGAAAAAGUAGCAUGGGAAGAACAAGCAACCCACUUUUCAACCUUUUAUCUUUUUUUUUUUUUUUCUAGUUUGACUCUUUGAUUUUUAUUUUUCCAUGUUGGGGCACUUCAAUUGUUACCCCUCUAUCCUUAAUCAUUUUCCACCCCUCAAACAAAGAACAAAAAGAGGGUGCUGCUGUAUUUCUCGCUUCAAGCAUAUCAGUUUCAAUUA
Vigna unguiculata (cowpea) is the source of this 1748-nucleotide messenger RNA. Its product is annotated as abscisic acid 8'-hydroxylase CYP707A1-like. NCBI's taxonomy places the organism in Eukaryota, Viridiplantae, Streptophyta, Magnoliopsida, Fabales, Fabaceae. Gene Ontology annotation, molecular function: (+)-abscisic acid 8'-hydroxylase activity; heme binding; iron ion binding. The record is from RefSeq and is a predicted model, not a curated record. Gene Ontology annotation, biological process: sterol metabolic process.